AUGUGUCCCAUUUCACCCUCCCGCUGCUCCCAGUGGAAUCCACCUGCUACGCCUCCCAGAAGAAACCUUACAGAGCCACUCAGACUCCUCUCCAUUCUCUCUUUUGCACAAUUCAAACCUCCCCUCCCUCUCCCCCCCCCCCCCUCCUCCCCGGCCCCUUCUCCCCGUCUCCCCCUCUCUCGCCCUCUUCCGGCUUCACCCCCCAAUGCAGAGCCACUCAGUCUCCCCUCCCUUCUCCCCUCCCUCCCUCCCUUCUCCCCUCCCUCCCUCCCUUCUCCCCUCCCUCCCUCCCUUCUCCCCUCCCUCCCUCCCUUCUCCCCUCCCUCCCUCCCUUCUCCCCUCCCUCCCUCCCUUCUCCCCUCCCUCCCUCCGUUCUCCCCUCCCUCCCUCCCUUCUCCCCUCCCUCCCUCCCUUCUCCCCUCCCUCCCUCCCUUCUCCCCUCCCUCCCUCCCUUCCCCUCCCUCCCUCCCUUCUCCCCUCCCUCCCUCCCUUCUCCCCUCCCUCCCUCCCUUCUCCCCUCCCUCCCUCCCUUCUCCCCUCCCUCCCUCCCUUCUCCCUCCCUCCCUCCCUUCCCCUCCCUCCCUCCCUUCUCCCCUCCCUCCCUCCCUUCUCCCCUCCCUCCCUCCCUUCUCCCCUCCCUCCCUCCCUUCUCCCCUCCCUCCCUCCCUUCUCCCCUCCCUCCCUCCCUUCUCCCCUCCCUCCCUCCCUUCCCCUCCCUCCCUCCCUUCUCCCCUCCCUCCCUCCCUUCUCCCCUCCCUCCCUCCCUUCUCCCCUCCCUCCCUCCCUUCUCCCCUCCCUCCCUCCCUUCUCCCCUCCCUCCCUCCCUUCUCCCCUCCCUCCCUCCGUUCUCCCCUCCCUCCCUCCCUUCUCCCCUCCCUCCCUCCCUUCUCCCCUCCCUCCCUCCCUUCUCCCCUCCCUCCCUCCCUUCUCCCCUCCCUCCCUCCCUUCUCCCCUCCCUCCCUCCCUUCUCCCCUCCCUCCCUCCGUUCUCCCCUCCCUCCCUCCCUUCUCCCCUCCCUCCCUCCCUUCUCCCCUCCCUCCCUCCCUUCUCCCCUCCUCCCUCCCUCCCUUCCCCUCCCUCCCUCCCUUCUCCCCUCCUCCCUCCCUUCUCCCCUCCCUCCCUCCUUCUCCCCUCCCUCCCUCCCUUCUCCCCUCCCUCCCUCCCUUCUCCCCUCCCUCCCUCCCUUCUCCCCUCCCUCCCUCCCUUCUCCCCUCCCUCCCUCCCUUCUCCCCUCCCUCCCUCCCUUCUCCCCUCCCUCCCUCCCUUCUCCCCUCCCUCCCUCCCUUCUCCCCUCCCUCCCUCCCUUCUCCCUCCCUCCCUCCCUUCUCCCUCCCUCCCUCCCUUCUCCCCUCCCUCCCUCCCUUCCCCUCCCUCCCUCCCUUCUCCCCUCCCUCCUCCCUUCUCCCUCCCUCCCUCCCUUCUCCCCUCCCUCCCUCCCUUCCUUCUCCCCUCCCUCCCUCCCUUCUCCCCUCCCUCCCUCCCUUCUCCCCUCCCUCCCUCCCUUCUCCCCUCCCUCCCUCCUUCUCCCCUCCCUCCCUCCCUUCUCCCCUCCCUCCCUCCCUUCUCCCCUCCCUCCCUCCCUUCUCCCCUCCCUCCCUCCCUUCUCCCCUCCCUCCCUCCCUUCUCCCCUCCCUCCCUCCCUUCUCCCCUCCCUCCCUCCCUUCUCCCCUCCCUCCCUCCCUUCUCCCCUCCCUCCCUCCCUUCUCCCCUCCCUCCCUCCCUUCUCCCCUCCCUCCCUCCCUUCUCCCCUCCCUCCCUCCCUUCUCCCCUCCCUCCCUCCCUUCUCCCCUCCCUCCCUCCCUUCUCCCCUCCCUCCCUCCCUUCUCCCUCCUCCUCCCUCCCUUCCUCCCUUCUCCCUCCCUCCCUCCCUUCUCCCCUCCCUCCCUCCCUUCUCCCGGUGUACCCAUCCACCUGUCCAGCUUCACCCUCCGCCUGCUGCCAGUGGAAACCACGUGCUACACCUCGCAGGAGGAGAUUGCCUCGGCCAGUCAGCCUCGUCGUGCCGCUCGCUAA
Molecule: messenger RNA, 2013 nt
Organism: Closterium sp. NIES-65
Lineage: Eukaryota; Viridiplantae; Streptophyta; Zygnematophyceae; Desmidiales; Closteriaceae
Source: the annotation of a GenBank genome assembly